UAGAAAUUUAAGUGAUUAAUUUAAUAAACAUAAUCAGUGACUGUCUUCAUAAUGCUUCCAUCCUACAAACUUCAUGUAACAUUUCACAGGAUUAUUAGUUUCCAUUUUGAUCUCUGCUAACUUGAAUUAAUGGGUUCAUCCUUGUUCCAGGUGGCAUUCCCCCCCAGGUGAUGAUCCCUCACUGCAUGACUGACAAAGUGGAUAACAUCAGAAAGGAAAAUAAAAAUAGGGAAGUCAGCCUUCAGAACCUUUUUCACAUAGAGAUGGGAUUUUUUAAGAUAUUAUCAAUGAAUCUUCAUGUAGAUUCCUAAGAGAAUAUUGUUGACGAGGUGACAUUUUAAAAAGAAGUAUUUUUAUUUGAAAAGAUUUUCCCAACAAAAAUCUAUUCCUCAGCAUUUUGAUUUCUAUAGGUGUGUUGUGCAAGUACCUUGUUUUAAGACUAAAAAUGGUGGAUUUAACUAGAAAAAGGAAAAGAGGAGAGUGAUAAAAAUGAAUCGGUAGGAUGAAGAAAUAUGAUGAAAGGCUGCAUUCUGUGGCUGUUGGAAUGGAAGGAAAUCACUGUGUUUGCACCAGUAGCCUGUGCCACUACACCUAGAUGAAGCAGGAAUUAAAUGAGAAGGGAUUAAAGCAGUAAAGCAGCUGUGGAACUGCCCACCUCUUAACAUGCCUUUAAAUGCCUUUGAAAUAUUGGCAGUUUCACUGAGACAUUGACAACACUAAUAAAUUUGAUAGUGCAUAAACCAAACAAAAAGGGGAAAUUUUCUUAACUUGAAAACUUACUGAAUGCUGUUUUUUAUUAGUGAUACAAGGGAGCACGCUAAAAGGUAGGUUCUUUGUGAAGUCUUUCUAAUGCUUUAAUUUCUUUUUUAUGAACACUGCCUUAGAAUUUCAAGGAGUAAUUACAUCUAAUAGAGCUUUAGCUCCUUUCAAUGAUCCAACAAGUUCAGAGAUAAACUAACUAUAUUCCUGUCUUGCAGAUAUUUCCUUCCAUUUAGUUAGGUAGGUUCAAACAUGCCACACUUUUUGAAGCAAGAUUUUGAAAGUGUUGACACAGCUUAGCUGGUAAGGCUUCCAGAAAAUACAAAAUUAUUGUGAACAUUACAAUAUGUAAUGACAUGAACGUUACAAUAUGUUCACAACACUCUGUCAUUUCAGAGCAGAUUUGCAGAUUUGUAUUUGUGCUUAAGCAUUGUAUAUUUUGAUUUUUGACAGAAAUUACUAAAUUUCUACUUGAAAAAAACUGACUGUUCCUAUCAUGUUGAACUCCACCAAAUCAUGUUGUGAAACCUUAACAGACCCAAUUUUACCACAUAUUUGUUCUUUUUCAUUACUUUGAACACUGUCCCUGCAUGUUCUGGUGGGCAAACAGGAAUGUGCAUGGAAAGCUAGGUUUAUGAUGGGAGUUUAUUAAAUGAGAGUGUUCCUGUUCCUGAUUAGGAUUUGCUAUCCAUGAUGUUUCCCUCCCUCCGAGAGCCCUCUGCCCCUCCCCGAGGGCAGUGUCUGCAGGUAAUGCCCCAGCCCAGGCUGACACUGGGCGCUGCUGCAGCGCUGCUGUGGGGGGAGUGUUCAGCUGCUGCUGCUGCUGCUGCCUUGCCAGUGUGCACUGUAACCUCGGCAUCCUCGGAGCAUCCAGCAGCUGCCAGGCACUUGCAGCCCUCCCAUGAAUGUCUCUCUUUAUCUCCAAGUGGCUGACUUCUCUUUUUCAAGGCUACUGUUUUCCAUCUCCUUGCUCAAAUACUGUAUCUUCUUCAAGUAUGGAAUUUGUAUGGAAAAGAUGGUGGUGUCUUCAGCUGGGCUGUAUGUUAUUAGUGAAUUUGGUUUAUGCCAAUCUAGAGUAUCAAAAAGAAACUCCUCCAAGCCUGCGUGAGAUUGACCAUCAGUGCUGGGAGGUAUCGUCCCAUGGGCUGGUGGAAAUGAAGAAACUCAAGGUAGCAGAUACAGUCAUUGCUCUCUGGGACUUCAUGAUGUUCCUAAAGGAAUCCCCUAAGCCCAAGCACAAUGAUCUCUUCAAUGAUUUAGCCCAGAACUUCUGGGACAUGUAUGUAGACUGUGUGCUCUCAAGAUCCCAUGGAAUGGGCAGAAGACAAUUAACAUCUCCCAAAUAUUCUUCCACGUACUCACACAGAACUUUAGGAGGGUCUGCUUUCACCAAUCCAUUUUAGGCCAAAAGGAGAGAAAAUGAAGAUACUUAAACAAGGCAACAUCAAAACGAAGGAGCACAAAAUCACAAUAUGUAUUGUAGAUAUUUGGAGAAAUCCUUUGGCAUGGUUCAACCCUUUUAUUUUUCUUUUCUUUUUGUAUAAAGUACUCAAUCACUCCUAAACUGAUAAGUACAUGAACCCCCACACUGUCCCUUUUGCUUUCCUGUCUUGCAGUCUGCUAAGCUUGCCUUUUCCUCCCUCCAUGUGUGAAUAUGUUCUGAGUCAAAAAUUUGUUUUCCCACAUAAACUUUAAAGUCUGUAUGUGUCA
Zonotrichia albicollis (white-throated sparrow) is the source of this 2469-nucleotide messenger RNA. It is a transcript of the gene FAM237B, whose product is annotated as family with sequence similarity 237 member B. The record is from RefSeq and is a predicted model, not a curated record. NCBI's taxonomy places the organism in Eukaryota, Metazoa, Chordata, Aves, Passeriformes, Passerellidae.